AUGGAGGAAGCCAUCAUCGGCGCUGAAGCCAUCAUGGCCCCCGAAGACAAUAAGGCCCCCAGAGCUACCGCGGCGCCUGAGAAGAGCCGCACACCUGCCACAACAGACACCCUGACUACUACAACAAACACCCUGAGCAGCCCAGCGAAAACAGGGAGCAGCCCGGUAAGGGGCGGGAGCCAGGAUCAAAGGAGAAAAGUCAGCCUGACCAAGUACGAUGGGCGGCAACAAAUCAAAUCAAGAGCACCGUCACGACGUGGCAGAUCGAAGUAUAAACUUCCCACAACCGAAUCAAACCCCCUUGUUAUUGACGAGGAUUCUUCGGGGAACCCGAGUCUUGAUAAGAAGGCUGCUGGAACUGUUGAGACUAGAGCAAAGAAAAGUGAAUCUCCAACUCACAACGCCUCGAAGAAAGUCUCUCCACCUGAGGGAAAGACUGUGCCAAGCGAGGACCAACCCUCGGAGCCAGAGAAUGCGAAGCCCGGCCACGAUGGGACAAGACGAUCCAAGCGGUUGAGUUCCUCCGGCCGCGUGAAAACACCCGGCAGCACCAAACAGAAAGGGUCGAGAUCAUCGAAGUAA
Colletotrichum aenigma is the source of this 582-nucleotide messenger RNA. RefSeq lists its product as uncharacterized. The transcript is spliced from 3 exons. The record is from RefSeq and is a predicted model, not a curated record. Lineage: Eukaryota; Fungi; Ascomycota; Sordariomycetes; Glomerellales; Glomerellaceae. The coding region runs from base 1 to 582 and encodes 193 amino acids.